Messenger RNA from Paramacrobiotus metropolitanus, 1053 nucleotides. RefSeq names its product probable G-protein coupled receptor No18. The record is from RefSeq and is a predicted model, not a curated record. Gene Ontology annotation, molecular function: corazonin receptor activity. Lineage: Eukaryota; Metazoa; Tardigrada; Eutardigrada; Parachela; Macrobiotidae. Bases 1 to 1053 code for a protein of 350 amino acids. Gene Ontology annotation, cellular component: membrane. Gene Ontology annotation, biological process: neuropeptide signaling pathway. The transcript is spliced from 2 exons.
AUGUCGAAUUAUUCGAACACCACGGCCCUCCCCUCUCCCCACUGGGGCCCCCCACCCAUCCUCAUGACCCUCAUCAACGCCGCCGCGCUGCUCGCCAAUCUCUCCACCCUACUCCUCUUCCUCCGCCUGCGCCUAACCAGCUUCGACGUCUUUCUCGCCAACCUCCUGCUGGUCAACCUCCUGUACCUCGUCAGCGCCUGUCCCCUGGACACCCUCCACUCCCUGUACGACCCGCACUGGCCGCUGUCCGACGCCCUAUGCACCGUGUACCUCUACAGCCUGUGGCUCUUCCAGUACCUCCAAGUCCACGCCCACGUCCUCAUCUCCGUGACGCGGGUGUGGGCCGUCCGCGCCCCGGUGGCCUACCGCCGACACGCCACCGUCCCGCGGGCGGUGGGGCUGUGUGCCGCCGCUUGGUGCCUGGCGCACAUCCUGACGUUACCGGGGAUUCUGCGGGAUGCGCUGGUAUUCCGGCGGCCGCUGGAGCACUUUGGGUGCCAGGUGAAUGUGGACACGGCGGUGGCGUCGCAGCGGUACUGGUUGCUGUUCCUGCAGGUGCAGGCUACCGCCUGCGAGGCGGUGGUCAUGGUGUCGUACUGGUUGAUCUGGUAUACGCGGCGGCAACGGCGGAAAAUCCGGCCGCGGAGGAGUGUGUGGUCGCAUAGCUCCCGGGACACGGGGAAUGUGGAGCUGGAGACAACACCCUCAGGAAACGAGAAAGCUGUCGCCGAUGGCUCUACACUGCCUCCCAAGAAAAUGAGCUGUCCGGUGUCCAACGGACCGUCCUCGCCCGGGCGCACUUUACAGGAGAGAAAGGCCUCCGCUUCCGGUGGUCCCUCCGGAUUCUGCCUGAUGACGCUGUUAACCGGGAGUUUGUUUGUCUGUUGGACACCCAAUAUUGUCUACUUCCUUAUCAUUUCCUUCGUCGGCGACGGGAUCUACGACCUGAUGAUGGCUAACGCCGUCACCGUCCUCUUCAACGUGCAGACGCUCAUGGACCCCUUCCUCUUCACACUGGCACUGUCGCAUCUCCGCACCCUUCUCUGUCCUUGA